Oikopleura dioica is the source of this 1077-nucleotide messenger RNA. NCBI's taxonomy places the organism in Eukaryota, Metazoa, Chordata, Appendicularia, Copelata, Oikopleuridae. The record is from the annotation of a GenBank genome assembly.
AUGAUCAAGUCGAUCCUCGUCGAUUUCAACUGCGAAAAACCGUGCGGCGAGACAAUUGAACUUUUGUCCAAUUCAGCUGCUUUUGUCGAUUUGGGUCUGACCCUCCAGACUUGGAAUGUGAAGGACAUUGCGGGCACAGUUUUGUACACGGGCAGCGAUGGACUUAGCUUGUUGAUUCAGUGGUAUCCAGCAUCCCCUGGAAAGCUUUAUGCAACGAUCAGUGGAGCCGCUCGUGUUCAACAACUUGCAGAUUUAUUGAAAAAAGAACUUGAGGAGAAGAACGCCACUUCUACCGUCUUCACGCCGCCAUUGAAGAGAGGCUUGGAGUGGAACCCUUACAUUCAAAAUUGCGAUGGAACCGUUGUCGAAAACGACUUUCAGGAACUCCUUUUUCACGACAAAUCUCCUUUCCAAGACAUCAAAAUCUACCGCUCAAACAACUUCGGCUCCUACCUCCUUCUCGAUGAUGACCCGAAUCUGGCAGAUAGCGACAUUGCCUAUACAAAAGCAAUUUGCGGGAGUGAGACAUUCGAUUUUACGGGAAAGAAUGUCUUGAUUCUUGGCGGUGGAGAUGGUGGAAUUAUCAACUAUCUUCGCAAUCUUUCGCCGACCAAACCAAAGUACAUUGAAAUGAUCGACAUUGAUGAAAUGGUCAUGAAAGCUUGCGCAAAACACAUGAGAGCUACUUGCGGAGAUGCCAUGGACGAGUUCAAGGGAGAAGGGUAUGAAAUCUUUGCGGAAGACUGUGUCCCUCGAUUGACGAGAUAUGGCGAAGAAGGAAAAAAGUUUGACUUUAUCAUUUCCGACUUGACUGCUAUUCCAGUUGAUGCUUCUGACGAAAAAGAAAACGACAACCAAUGGGAUUUCAUGAAGCUUAUUUUAAACAAAUGCAUGCUCCUCCUCCCCGAAGAUGGAAUCUACACCACUCAAGGCCACGCUUACCGAUCAACGCAUGGAAUUGAAGAAUAUCGUGCCAUUCUCAACUCGCUAAAUGUUGAAAUCUCCAGUGAAGCGGUUUCUGUUCCAAGCUAUCAUGAGAAAUGGGUUUUCUACACGCUGCGAAAGAAGACUGAAUGA